AUGGAGAAAAGUGAUGAAAAUCUCGCCUCCAAAGAGGCAAGCAAUCCUACAAAAGCUCCAAGAGAAACAAAAAUACGUUUUGAAAGUCAGCCUAACUCUAGAUUUCGCAAAAAAUCUCUGUUUUCCGAAAAAAAUCAUGAAUACUAUGACAAAUUCAAAAGCGAGCUAACAUCGGGAGCUUUGGAUGCAUCUGAGAGUGAUCUUGAGAAAAUUGUUCUUGUUCCUAAUUUUGUACCGAGAUAUUUCAGUAAACCAAAAGAAAAUAUUAUUACAAAUACACAUCGAAGGAACGACGCAUUAAUUAAAACAAUCCCCAAAGAUAAAUAUAAAGAAAUUCGUGAAAAUACUCUGUCUAAAUCAAAGAAAAUUUAUGAGGCCAAGAUGAAAUCAUAUAAUGACAUGUUUAAACAAGAUGUAAAGUCGAUUUCGGAACUAAAUGUUUCGGGUUCUCAAGAUGAAAUAGCUAUCACGUUUCCAGAUAUGAGUCAUGAAGAAAUGGAACAAAAAUAUAUGAAAUUAGAGCACAAUUUGAAAGAUAUCAUACAUCAGAAUGAAGCACUACAUUCUCAUCUACUUAUUAUUGGAAAAGCAAGAGACCAAUUACAACUCCAACGAGAUAGUUUGAAAGAAGUCAUCAAAUGGCAAAAUAGAGCAAUAAACAAUGUCAAGAAUGCUACGACCAAGAAAUAG
This is a messenger RNA of Trichomonas vaginalis G3, 690 nucleotides long. RefSeq lists its product as uncharacterized. The coding region runs from base 1 to 690 and encodes 229 amino acids. The transcript has a single exon. The record is from RefSeq and is a predicted model, not a curated record. Lineage: Eukaryota; Parabasalia; Trichomonadida; Trichomonadidae.